Molecule: messenger RNA, 1422 nt
Organism: Bathycoccus prasinos
Lineage: Eukaryota; Viridiplantae; Chlorophyta; Mamiellophyceae; Mamiellales; Bathycoccaceae
Exons: 1
Coding region: 1-1422 (473 amino acids)
Source: RefSeq, a predicted model, not a curated record
AUGUCACCUUUGACGACACCGUUUUUAGCGAAGAAGAAGGAGAAGAAAGUAUUGCGUUUUUUGCCUUCUGGCAAUACGAAUACGACUCAUAAUGGUGCUAAAAAAGGAUGUUCGAAGUGUCGGUACGCGAUUCGAGGAUGCCGACGAUGCGUUGAAAAUUUUAUCACGUACAGCGAAGAGAAGAAGAAGAAAUUUAAAAAGGCAGAGACGAUUCAGACGACGACUUUAAAACAGACGGAGAAGGAGAAGACAAAGAGAAAGGCUUCGAUCGCGUCCUCGUCUGAAAAGAAGAAGAAGGUAAAGAAGACCACGGAAGAGGAGGAGGAAAAGGAGACGAAAAAGAAGACGAAGAAGAAGAGAGAGACUGUAAAACCGAGGACGAUUUCGCCCCCAAAAUCAUCAGCAUUCUCACUAUUGAAGGAUGAGAGGAAGAAAAACGACGACGACGACGAGAAAAAAGAUGACUUUGAUGAGGAAAAACAGAAGAAGACUCCUGAAACGACCACCUUUGCGACGAGAGCAGCGGAUGAUGAUGAGACGCGAACGAUGCUGCCGGUGGAAAUGCAAUCACCGAUCAUCGGUCGACGCGAAUACAUAAUAGACGCGGAGGAUACGAAUACUAAAGAGGAAGAAGAAGAAGAAGAAGAACCGCCGUCGACGUUGAAGAGAGCGUUGCACAAAUCGCUCUUCUUCUUUGACCAACAGACGGAGGAGGAAGAGAAGGAAGAGAAGGAAGUCGCGAGAACGCCUUUGAAACCGGUGCAACCUUCAUCGCUCGUCGUAAAAGUCGCGGAGCGAAAGCAACUUUUGGCGGUGUCUCCUGGAACGCUCCGGACUGCAAACGAAAGCGUGUGGUGGGAGACGGAAAAGGAAGAGGAGGAGGAGGAAAACCCGGAGCAGAUGAAACACAGACUGCGUCGAGAGGCUUUAGAUCAAAGAGAGAAAGAGGAGAGUCGAGACGCUCGAGAGAAAUACAAAAACGCGGAGGCGUUUGAAACGACGAAAUCGAAGUUAUCCUUCGACUGCGAAGACCCGAGUUACGAUUUCUUAUCCGCGGUCCCGGAGUACAACAACGAUCCGUUUCAAACCGUUCUGAGUCGUUUGCAGGACACGUCGCCGUCGAAACACGCGCCACCGCCACCACCGGUCGUCCUCGCCCUCGGAGGAAAAGGAGGAGGAGGAGACGAGGAGACGAAAAAAAGAGACGCGCUGUGCCAGCUUCGUACGUUAAGUACUCUAACGAACAAACAACAACAACAACAACAACAACAACAACAACAACAACAACAACACAUCAUUAGCAGAGAACAAACGCUCGCCGUCUUGAUGCAGCAGCGACAGUUGACGGAGCAGAGAGGAGAGUAUAUAGCAAACACAGGAGGAGGAGGAAAAGGAGGAAAAGGAGCUCCCUUUUCCUAUUAG